Musa acuminata AAA Group (dessert banana) is the source of this 1962-nucleotide messenger RNA. Its product is annotated as inactive TPR repeat-containing thioredoxin TTL3-like. The coding region runs from base 555 to 1487 and encodes 310 amino acids. The record is from RefSeq and is a predicted model, not a curated record. NCBI's taxonomy places the organism in Eukaryota, Viridiplantae, Streptophyta, Magnoliopsida, Zingiberales, Musaceae. The transcript has a single exon. Gene Ontology annotation, molecular function: protein binding. Gene Ontology annotation, cellular component: cytoplasm.
UACACGCACGCUCGCCUGCUGCAUUGUUUAAGCGUAGCCAUGGGGUGUGGUGUGCAAACGUAGCACUGCCUUCUGCUUCCGCCCACCCUGUCUUCCUUCCAUUCUUGAGAUCCAUAUCUCUCCCGCCUCCGCUUACUCCGCUCGCCCACAAGCCAAAAUACCACCCCCUUUCCUCAAACUUGUCCUCCUCCUCUGCUGCUUUCAUUUUCCUUUACUUCUUCUCCUUCGUCUUCUUUCUCAUCCCACAAGCUAGUCAGAAUCCGAGGGAAGGGAAAGAACGGAUCUCUUCCCUUUCCCUGUCAAUGUAACACCUGUUUCCCUUGUUCCGUACGUUUUUCUUCUCCUUCCCCUCGCCUGCUGCAGCAUGGGAUAGGCUGAGGGUACAUGGUGUCUCUUUGUCCGAUCUUUCUCUAGUCUGUUCAUGGAGUCCAAGAUUCCGACGAACGUGUGCUGCCACGCCUGAGCUGCGCCUUCAUUACCGUUUGUUGCUGCGCGCAAGCCUGCUGCUUCUUCCCCUGUCGUCGUGGUCGUUGGAAGAGUAAGCACCAAAGAGUAUGGAGGAGGAGGACGGGAAGAAGGUCUCGGGGUGUGGCCUUCUCGUCCUUUACAAUAACAUCUUCCGCCGCGGGACCGCGAGCUCGAGCCCCGGGCACCCCACCUCGGCCGCCGAGAGCCCCAAGCUGACGGCGUCCGACUCCAAGCGCCGACGCGCCGCGUCCGACGAGGCCUCCCUCCUGGUGCCCGCGAACGCGUCCCAUUUGCCCGUCGCGCCGGCUCCGCAGAAUCCCAAGGCGGUCGCCCCGGGCUACCUCAAGGCCUCCGGAAGGCCGGCUGGCGCGCCCGCGGGCAGCGCGGGCCGCGCGCGCAAUCUCGGCCUUGCGGGAGAGCUCGACAGCAUGAUUAACGAUCACCAGCGCUCCAUGGGCAGCAGCACCCUCGUCCGCGCGUCCUCCGGCAACGUCAUGGUCUUCAGCAACCUUGGCAACAUCCGGGCGCCCGGCGCCGUCACCCCCAACCGGAACGUGCUCGAUUUCCUGCCCAAGACCGCAAGCGAGAAAGGGGGGAUCCCCGACGGCAACCAAGGGCGCAGGUACACCAAUGGCCCCGCAGGCCACGCCCCGAACAGCAGCGCCGUGGAGGUCGCGGCGCCCGAGGGGUUGUGCCGGGCUCUGUCAAAGAGACUGGAGCCGGAGGAGCUGAAGGAGAUGGGCAACGAGGAGUACAAGAAGGGGAGAUACGCCGAGGCGGUCGCGCUCUACGAUCGCGCCAUUCUUAUCGAUCCGGACAAAGCAUCGUACUGGAGCAACAAGGCUGCUGCCCUCAUGGCCAUGGGCCACCUUCUCGAGGCCGUCAGUGAUUGCAGAGAAGCAGUACGCAUCGAUCCUUCUUAUGCCAGGGCGCAUCGGCGAUUAGCUACAUUGUAUCUCAGGUAUGCAACCUGCAACUCGGACAUCAUGCUCUUCCUACUUGGGAUCUUUGAUCUGUGAUGAACUCGUCUUAGGUUGGGAGAAGCUGAGAAGGCAAUCCACCAUUUCAAGCUAGCACGAAAUGAGACGAGCUCCGAGGACAUUGCGCAAGUACAUCGCCUCCAAAACCAUCUCUCCAAGUGCAACGAAGCCCGCAAGCUACGGGACUGGCACUCGGUGCUGAAAGAAGCUCGAUCUGCUGUAUCUUCCGGUGCCGAUUCAUCUCCCCAGGUCUCUCAGCUACACUCUCUUACUCAUGCAGAGAUGAUGCACUUCGGAUUGAUAUAUCUAUCCGAGCUACUAAAUCUUGUCUGUUGUGUUCCAAAGAUCGUGGCUGCUCAUGUAGAGGCCCUCCUGGCGCUCGGCAGGCAGGAGGAGGCAGAAACGACAUUGAAUUGCGCCCCAAAGUUCAACAUCGAUGCGUCUACAAAGUUCUUUGGGGGUUCCAGAAGUGCACAUCUGCUCUCAGUCAGAGCACAGAUUCACUUGGCUGCAG